CCCAUCACGUGCGACCCGUGUUCUUCCUUCGAGCGCUGCCAUUUUUACCGGUCAGAGACAUAGGAGGAGAAAGAGAGAUUUCUUCAUGGCGACUUCAAAGCUUCAAGCGCUUUGGAACCACCCAGCAGGCCCUAAAACCAUUCACUUUUGGGCACCAACUUUUAAGUGGGGCAUCAGCAUUGCCAAUAUUGUUGACUUCUCUAAGCCACCAGAGAAACUUUCUUAUCCCCAGCAAAUUGCGGUCACUGCCACUGGACUUAUCUGGUCGAGAUACAGCACUGUGAUCACUCCGAAAAACUGGAAUCUUUUCAGUGUAAACGUUGCAAUGGCAGGGACGGGCAUCACCCAACUUACUAGGAAAAUUCAGCAUGAUUAUUUUUCAGAAGGAGAAGCUGCUCCUGCCAAGGAAUGAUGAUUGAUGACGAAAAAUCUUCACUAUUUGAAGAGUCUUCUGGUUAUGGGCUCUCUGUACCUUGUUCCCUCCCCAAAAUCAAGAACAUAAUAAUACGUUUGGUUGUCUUAUUUUUAGCUGUUUCAGGAUGUAAUUUGUCACUUUGCUUCCUUAUGCAUUCAGCUCCUAUGCAUUCAGCUCCUCAUUUUGCAGGAGUCGAUAGAGAGAAUUGCAUCUUGCAUCAGCACGCAGCCUCUCUUUUUUAUGAAAAAGACUACUUUCACAA
Diospyros lotus (date-plum) is the source of this 677-nucleotide messenger RNA. Its product is annotated as mitochondrial pyruvate carrier 4. Lineage: Eukaryota; Viridiplantae; Streptophyta; Magnoliopsida; Ericales; Ebenaceae. Gene Ontology annotation, biological process: pyruvate import into mitochondria. The record is from RefSeq and is a predicted model, not a curated record. The transcript has 5 exons. Gene Ontology annotation, cellular component: mitochondrial inner membrane. Bases 86 to 412 code for a protein of 108 amino acids.